Coniophora puteana RWD-64-598 SS2 is the source of this 1219-nucleotide messenger RNA. RefSeq lists its product as uncharacterized. The transcript has 9 exons. Gene Ontology annotation, biological process: import into nucleus. Lineage: Eukaryota; Fungi; Basidiomycota; Agaricomycetes; Boletales; Coniophoraceae. The coding region runs from base 479 to 1219 and encodes 246 amino acids. The record is from RefSeq and is a predicted model, not a curated record. Gene Ontology annotation, cellular component: cytoplasm.
UUCAUAUUCAGUAACCCGGUCAUCAACGCGUCACGGUGGGGCGCCCCAUCAGUGGUCGUACAACUUCGCGCCAACUUGUGUGCUGCCGAACUGAAAGUCCUCACUGUCAACGCCAUCGAAGUCGUGCGUGUCGGUUUCGCACGGAGCAAACACGAGGCUCAUCAGGAUCUGCACGCUGCCCACCGAAAACUCGCGCCGGCAUUCUGGAGCAAGCCCUGGCUCCCAAGCCGCGGCAACACUACGUCAGCCUCGGCUGGGGGGCUUUGCCGUUCGGGAUGACGGCAGGAUCCCCACUGGGGGCAGUUUCAGAUGUUUUGGCGAAAAACUAUGUUUCCACCAUGUUCUUCGGCAAAACGACCGGAAAUGCCCCAAGUGGGAGCCGAGCGCUGACGUCCACAACUGGGACUCCAGGCAUAUAUACGCAGCCGGGUCUAACGAUAUCUUUACCAUUCUCUUCCCUCUCAUUUCUCUAGCCAGCAUGUCAGGCAAAUCCGCACUCGUCCUCGGCGCGACCGGCGCGACCGGCAAGCACCUCCUGCGGCACGUCCUCGCGUCGCCCGAGUUCACGCGCGUCGGCGAGUACGGGCGCCGCGUCACGCCCGCCGAGACUAUCGAGAUGUAUGCGGGGAAGGAGAAGCUUGAGCAGCGCACGAUGGAUUUUGAGAGGCUCAGCGAGAGCGGGUUGAAUGAAGGGCGGUGGGAUGUUGUGUACAUUGUUAUGGGUACGAAUCGCGCAACAGCUGGCAGCGCCGAGGCGUUUACAAAGAUCGACCGGGAAUACGUCGUGAGAGCAGCCAAAGAGGCAAGGACAGACGACCCCACACACGAGCAGCGCCUCGUUUAUCUCUCGUCCGCAGGGGCGAACGCGUCUUCUCAUUUCCUCUACGCCAAGAGCAAAGGCCUCACCGAGCUCGAGCUCGCCGCACUUGGCUACAAGGAAACCAUCGUCUUCCGUCCUGCGUUUCUGAAAGGUGCUGAGCGCCCCGAGCGUCGUGUUGCCGAGAGCGUUUUCGGCUACAUCAGCGGUGCCCUGUCGACCGUGUCGUCCAGCAUGGAGAUUCCGAUCCAGCUAUGCGCCAAGAGCAUCUGCAACGCGGGACGCUUGGGUGUCGCGGGAUUGCCGACCUCUGCCCAGGCUGAGAGGGCGGGAAAAGAAGGAGCCUGGUUCACGCUGAUUAACAAUUCCGGGGCUAACAAACUUGGCAAGGCAGAUGUGUAG